CAACGCUGGCAAGUCUCACCGUGGGUGAGAGGUCGAUCGUAUUUUUAUUCUCACCCUGGGUGAGAACAGCCAUUUCCUAACUUAUUAGCAGCAUAUAGUGUAAAGUUCUUUAAAACUUUAAAAAAAAAUAUUAAUUUUUUUCACUGUUGUUUGCAAUGACCUUCACCCAGCCCAUUACAUAAACUAAACCUGAAACUUAUCUUGGCCUGCACAACUUAUUCUCUGUAUUGUUCUGUGUGUGUCUGUGCUAUGAUGGGCAGACUGUUUAUCAAUAUCAUUUAGUAACAUCUCUUUGUUCAAAUUUCAAAUUUGUUUCCUGUGAAUGCAUUGUGGCAAGUUGUCACAUGCAAUGUCUUAUUGUUUGUCACACCUCUUUGAUAAUCAGAUGGGGCAUUGGAGUUUUUAAAACUUAAUGUUUAAUUUGUAUGUUCUUUAAAUUAUUUCUGAUGCUCCAUAGACUCGGUAAAAUUUAGGUGAUAUUACUCAUAGUCAUAAUUAGUCGAUUAUUCCAUCAUUUUUGUUCCCUGAUAUUUUGAUUGAACUUGUCACCUUUCCCUUACGAAAGUAAACUAAAGUAAAGUGAAUUUGAUUGAUACGAUAAACUGCAUUCUAAAGUCUGCAGUAUUAUGCUGUCUACGGAAAGUCAGCGACAGCCUCUGGGAACCGUACUUGAGUACUCAUAGUCAUCAGUUGAUAUUACAUCUUUUUUUUUUUUCAGAGACUUUGUUUUUAGAUAAUCACAUUCACUUACUAAGUUACUGAAGAAGUGAAUUUGAUACAAGACUGCUGACUAAAGUCUGCAGCAUCAUGCUGUCUACGGAAAGUCAGAGAGCCUCUGCUCUGGAUCAGGUGAAACGAGAGUUGCGAUCUAUUCUGCUCAGUGCCAAGCUUGGAGUAGCCUUGGAUGAAAUUCAAAAGGACUAUGAGAUGCUCUCAUGUAGUCGCCUUCCAUACCGAGACCUGGGGUUCAAGGAUGUCCAGUCUUUCAUGCGCUCCAUUCCUGAUGUGGCUGUGGAAGUGAGGAAUCCGAAUGGAGACACUGUGUACAAAGCCGUGUGUGAUGAGUCAACGGCUCACAUUCAGAAACUGGUCAGUAACCAGAGGACAGUCACCAAGAAAAAGAGCAAAUUUGUGAGAGGUCGUGGGAGAGGUCGCGGGGCUGCAGGAGGAGGCUUUGUGAGAGGUCGUGGAGGAAUGACCAGAGGCGGAGGGGACAGAGGCAGAGGAGGGAGGGGAGGCUCCACUCAUUUUCCAUUAAACAAGCCAAGACUGCCCAAAGGACAUGUGAGUACCAGAGGAGGCCGACUACCAUCAUUCUCCACAAUGAGCAGUCUAGGUGCCACUGACGUUCGCACCAAGAUGAACCAGCAAGAAAGGGAACGUUCCUCGAGAGAGAGCUCCUCCACUGCAACUGUGAGCAAGUCCUCCAUUGCGUUUGCCUUCAAGAAGCUGGAGACGUACGAUACUAGUCAUGGUUCCUCGGAUUUCAGUUCAUCGUGGGAUGUGAGAAAUCGUCGCCCAGUGUUGGGGGCUCGGGACAACGGUCAAGCAGAUACGAGCUAUGACCGGUGGGAGGGCGAUGCGGAGAACAACGAGUUGAACAAAGAGAAUCUAUGCACUGAUAUGGUCAAUCUGAAAAUCGGCGUGAGCAAAAAUGGUCAGAGGGUCAUUUCUACCGAAUCAGAGGACCAUGCGCCCCCCCCAGGUGGACAGACACGAGAUUUGCGGGCAUUCCUUAAUGAGAAGCGCAGUCGCCACCAGUCUGCAGAGAGCCAGAGUUCAGAGACUUUGCAGGACACAUGGGCACGGACAUCUACGGAGGGAAGAGGAGGUUGGGGAUCCUCCAGAGCCCGGGGCAAGGGCAAACGGCAGGGUGUGGCUUCCCAUAUGGCCUUCAAACAGGACAUACCCCCCAGGUUUGCCAGGCAACAGCAGAAUGGAGAUGGUGGGUCCAAAGUUCAAGCUGCUGUGAGGACUGACCCAUUGACCCCUCGACGCACCCACCGAGAUGAAAACACGGAUGAAGGAACAGUCCUGUACAUCAUAGACAAUGAUAACUGGGAACCCCCGGAGAAUGGAGAGCUCUAUCUGCGCACUUUCCGCGACUACUUUGCUCAGCGCGGCCAACGCCCCCCUGACAUUGACAUUGUGACGGGCAAGGCUCACAAACGGGCUGGUUUCUACGGCCGCUUGCGGUGGAAUGAUCAGUUGUACUAUCCAUUAGAAAUCUUGAGAACGGAGGAGGAGGCCAGACAGAAUGCUGCCAGGUCCUUCUGCAUUGAGAACAAAAUUCCACUUCUGGGUUCCAAAGAGGACAGCAAAAAGAGUUCCUCCGUCCUGGGGGACAUGAGCCGCGAGACGCCUGUGGCCAACUUUACACCUCCAUGGCUGGCACAGUCCGGCCUACAGUCUCUGGUACAGACGGAGAGCUCACCAACCUCGGCAACAGCCCAGCCUUCACCUUCACCUUCACCUUCUCCUGCGAGGUCACGAACGACAGUGGAGCCGUUGUCGCCGGCAGAAGUGCCCGUGAGUGGGCCAUGGUACGCUGCGGCGGGCUUGUCCAAUGAUGAACUGGAAGGGCGGGGCGCCGCGGCUGGUGGCUCGUCUGAUCAACGGUCGUCUGGCACCGGUGGUUGUACCGCGGAGGUCAUGGAGAAACUGUUUAAGCUACUGACAGAAAGUGGACUGUGGGCGCGGGCCAUCCCACAGUUGUAUGAGCAGACGUACGGAGAGAGCCUAGGCUUCCAGUUAACACCUGAGUCCCUGGAGCCGUGGUCCGACUUUUUCAACGUGGAGCAACCAAUCACAGGCCGUGCAGUCAUUUACCCGAUCUUGUCUGCGGCAGAUAAGCUUCCCUCUCUCAUGAAGACGACGGACACAGUCUCUCCUGCCCCCAACAUGCCUUCCUUGGUACCAGUGCCGCAGUUGAGGCUACCUGCCAUAGGGAAUGAGCUGACGGUUUUGUUCAGUUUUGCGUACUCUGCGGAAGAGUUGUAUCUCCAGUCGGCGGAGAGUGAGGACCUGGUGUACCAAGUGGACGAGAUUCUCGGCCAGAAAUGCCCCAACCUGCCCAUAGCUGAUGCGAAGGAUGUCGGGGUCGGGGGUUUGGUGGCUGCCCACUACGAGGGAGGCUGGUACAGGGCGAGAGUGGACGCCGUCCAACCAGAUGUGGUUCGUGUCUACUUCAUCGACUACGGCAACAGAGAGCAGGUGUCCCUGACGUCACUGCGGGGAAUCCCACAUGAAGACCUGGUGCUGCGCACACAGCCUCUGGCCUGGCCUUGUGCGCUGAGGAAACCGAAAAAUCUGCAAGGCCCCUGGCUUCCCAACACUUAUGAUAUUCUCAGCAAGAUCUCAGAGACGACAACCUUUGUGGCCAGAAUACUCUGUCAUUCUGGGUCGUCUUGCGUGGUGGACCUGAUCCUGCCUCAGGGUCAGCUGGUCAACUCGAUGCUGGUCAAGCAAGAGGGCCCCUCUCAGCAGGUCACUUCCUCCUCCACUGUGGUCAGUGCGGCCGAGCUUGGCCAGCAGCAGCAGCAGCAGCAACAACAGGAGACAGGUGUGAAGGAGAUCUCGGCCGGAACAGCUUCCUCUACUGUCCAGGCCGUGACUGCUGACCACAACAGGCCCGACAGUGACCAGAAGUCCAACAGCUCGUCGUGUGGCUCGCGACGUAGCAGUGUCAUCUCGCAUACUUCUACUGGAUCAAAGUCCAAGGUGUUUGCUGAUGACCCAGAACCCCUGGAGGUCCCAGAAGACGAGGACUUUGCUGUGUACGUGUGUACUGUGUUGACUGAGUCAAGUGUGCUGGUGCGCGUCAUUGAUGCAGAGUACUCGGACAAAUUGGACGACUUAGAGCAACAGAUCCGGGAGAAAUUCGACAGCUGGCCGAAGCCUGUUGAGGUCAAGAAGACGAAUGUGUAUGCAUGCAUGCUUGAGAUGGAGGAAGAAGAGGAAGAGGGCACCGAGGAUGGAGAGCAGGAGGAGGAGAAGACGAAAUACUACAGAGCCAGGGUCCUGGCGGAGAAUAAAGAGGAGAAGACAGUUGACAUCUACUUACCGGACCAUGGCCAGCAGGAAGUAGUCAGCCGCCACCAGCUGCGAGAAAUUGACCCCAAGCUCAACUCCUCUCUCUCCUACCAGGCGGUCUUGGCCAACCUCCACGGGCUGGACAGUAUCCCAGAGGGGCAGCGUGUUGUGGCUGCCGAGGCCCUGAUUCACCUCACACUCACCGAGGCUACCACCUUCAUGGCCGUCAGGAAAAACCUGGAGAAUCUUAACGUGGGAGGAGCCUCCACCGUGGAUAAAGUGCUGAUCUCUCGGGUCAGAAAGAUCAUGAGCUGCCUCCCGGCUGUGUCAGCGGAGACUGUAGCGGCCGUGUACCAGGACGUGUUUGGAACCCCGCUGGACAAUGUGGAGGAGAUCAUCAAGCACAUCCCUGGAUAUGGCUUCUGGAAAGAGUGCAGUAAGCCAAGUUCCGCUAUAUGCAUCUGGCCCGCUGUCUAUCAGUAGUGGGUCCAGUGGGCUCAACCAACAGCAGCAACAACACAGUGGGAUGCCCACCGUUGUCCCCUCGCCACGCCCCAGUCUCACAUCGUCCCCCGCCCCCACACCCCCCUCUGGCGGCGAUGAGGCCCAGCAACGGCUAGACCGCGUCAAGGACUACGUGCGAGAACAGGCCCCGCCUCCUCCUUCAUCCCCCCAGGCUACACCGGGCUCGAAGCCCAAACCCCGCAGCGCUUACACGUGGACCAAUCCCAAACUAAAGCAACAGCCACAAGGGGGUGCAGCGACCCCCGACUAUGGAGCCACUGCGUGGUCGCACAACGUAGAUGCCCCCACCUCACCCGGCCUUAACGGUGGGCCGCCGGGCAUGCGCGCCAUCACAGGAAAUCACAGUGGCCAGCAGGUGGGGUCACCGCCAUUCGACACCACCGCCUUGCCCAUCAUGGCCGACUCGGAGUGCGGCCAUCUGCCGAGUCUGCCCCGGUUCUGGGAGUAUGCUGUGCAGGAGUUUCAUGAGGUCUUUGUGUUGCAUGCGGAGAGUCCUUCUUCUUUUGUGACUGUGCCGUCAGAAGUCAGGAAGGCCUUGGUCAACAUGCAGGCGGAGAUGGAGGCUUACUUCAACUCUACCCCGAGCCAUCCCUUGACCCGUCUGUCCCACAAGUGUCUGUACGCUGUCAGAAAGGACUCAAUGUGGCACAGAGCGGUCUUCCGGAAGCAGCUCAAUCCAGGAGGGAUCCAGGUGUACUACCCUGACCACGGCAUGUACGACAUUGUCCAGUCCCCACUUCUGUUUGAGCUGCCGGCACAGUUCUACGCCCUGCCCUUCCUGGCUCACCAGAUGAUUCUCGGAGCCAUCGUCCCGAACACACAGGACUGGUCUGAGGCCUCCAAAUUCUUCUUCAUCUCGCGCGUCCUGAACAAGAACAUCUUUGCCUUCAUCAGGCGGGAUUUGAGCCUCAUCUCGGAGCAGGACAAAGCUGGCGCACCCAGCACUGACAACACACCCACCACCCCAGCUGCAACCGACGGGGAGUUGAGCAUUCCAAAGCCUAUUACAGUUCAGCUGGUGGACACCACUGGAGAGGAAGACGAGGUCAUCGACGACCUGAUGUGUCAGAGUGGCUAUGCCCGACGUCCUGGUGACCCGCCCGUUGUACAGAACUGAGCACAGGGCACUGCUGUGUGCUCAUAAACAGGGCACUGCUGUGUGCUCAUAAAACAGGGCACUCCUGUGUGCUCAUGAACAGGGCACUCCUGUGUGCUCAUAAGCGUCUGUUUUUUUGACGCGCUAGGACUUUGUGUCUGGGCGAUGUCCGUACUGUGGUGUUGUGGGUGGUGGAGGUUCUGUGCUGAACAAACUUGGAGUGCAUCGUUGUCGUGCUCCCUAUGCCUGUGAUGAGUUGGACAAGUGGGAAGAAUAAUCGAAUGCUGGUGCUGUCUUGAUCUCGUCCAAUCUUGAUCGAGGCGCGAGUCGGACUCGAUUUCACAAAAAAGACUCAUCUCAAAGAAUCAAAAUGUUUUAUGCAAGUUGCAGACUAAUGGUUGCCCCAUGGCAGUGUGAUACAUUUGUAUAGCUUCUUAAUAUGUCUUAAUGUUGACUUGAUAUCAAUGGCUGGAUGCAGGACUCUAACAACCGCCAUUAUGCCAUUUGGCUUGAGUCUUGCACCCAGAUAUAUGGAUAAUGUGUUUUAUGAUUGAGGGUGUGCGAAUUUUCAGGAAGUCUCCUUAAACGUGAUAGCCUGGUCAGAACUAUUGCUCGGGGUGUAUGGCAAGUUUGCCAUCCAUUGUGUCGGAGUUGUAACGGUUUUGUUUUUGCCUAUGAUCAAUUGUACCGUUCUUAGGGGAGAUAUCCUCUCAUGUUGACAAGGGGUCACCUGCCUAUGGUCCCCGAGGUCAAUUUGUCUGGCCCAUUGCCGUAUCACA
Molecule: messenger RNA, 6432 nt
Organism: Aplysia californica (California sea hare)
Lineage: Eukaryota; Metazoa; Mollusca; Gastropoda; Aplysiida; Aplysiidae
Biological process (GO): spermatogenesis
Source: RefSeq, a predicted model, not a curated record